UAGUUGCAGCCUCCCCUAUUUUGUCCAAAAACUCAUUGACCACGAGGACAAUGGUCGCUCCCACGUCCAUCCAUCAAUGGACGUGAUGUCCUUAUAUUUUUCAACAGUGGCCAGCACGCGAGGGCUGAACAUUAGCACUCUUUUGGGCUCGACCCAAGUUGUGCUUGGUGCAACGAGUGGGCGUAUAUGUGUUGGUGCAGAAGAUCUUGUUGCCAUUGUUGUUGUUGCUGAUGUUGGCCUUGUGCCGCAUGCUGCACAACUUGUUGCAGCUGGAUUUGGUGUUGUGCCUCCCGCACUUGCUCCUGUUGUUGCUGCGGCAGUUGUUGCUGCUGCAUUAACGUUUCUUGCUGCAGCUGGAUUUGGUGAUGUGCCUCCUACGCUUGCUCCUGUUGUUGCUGCGCCAGUUGUUGCUGCUGCAUUAGCAUUUGCUGUUGGCAUUGUUGUUGUUGCUGUUGUUGGCAUUGUGCCGCAUGCUGCACAGCUUGGUACACAGUUUGUUGUAGCUGGAUUUGGUUCUGUGCCUCCCGUGCUUGCUCCUGUUGUUGUUGCACCAGCUGUUGCCGCUGCAUUGACUUUUGCUGUUGGCAUUGCCCAUCGUGGUGCACUUGGGCUUGUUGUUGCUGUGCUUGCAGGAAUUAUUGGCAUUGUGCCUCAUACUGCACCACUUGUUGUAUUUGAAUGUGCUGCUGUGGCUCCCUGGCUUGCUCUUGUUGUUGCUGCUGUGCCAACAGGUGUUGCCCCUGCCGCUGAGAUUGCAUCUGCUGUUGGCUUUGCUGUUGGCCAUGCACCACCUGGUUCAUUUGGGAUUGUUGCUGCCUUGGUUGCAAUUGUUGUUGACAAUGUGCUGCUUGCUGCUCAGCUUGCUGUAGUUGGGUGUGCUGUUGUGCCUCCCGGGCUUGCACGUGGCACUGCAUUAGGUAAGACUGUGCAUUCACUUGCAGUUGUGGUUGCUGUUGUUCUAUGGUGGACAGCAAAUGAUCUUGUUGUUGUUGUUGCCGUUGUUGACAGCAUUGCACAACCCCGGGCUCUUUGUCAUUGGCGGUGUUGUUCUCCUCCUCAGACAAGGCGGCGGAGGGUGGGUUCCUUGACUUUGGCGGUGUUGUUGUCUUCCUCAGAUAGGGCGGCGGAGGGCUGGGAUGGUGUCGACCGCGAGGGCUUCUGGGGCAGUUUGGAGGGAAGGAACUUGAUCUCCCCUGUCAGUUCUGAGACUACCUCUUUCAUGCGGGCAGGUGACGGUCGAGUUGUGAUUGCAGUUUGAUUUUGCGGGUCCUCAGGUUGCUCCCGCCCGCCCUGUCCCGGGGGGUCAUCCUGCAGCGUCCCCCUUCCCUUUGGUCGAGGUGUCCUGUCUGAGGCUGUGGAAUUGAAGGGGAGUGACUCUGCAGUUUUUGGUGGUCAGCUAGUAGCAGUUUGUCUUUAGGCGUAUGAGGGGAUUGGUCAUGUUGCCUUGCCGGUGACUGAUCCCAAUGUUGGGCAAAAGCAGCAUCCUUGAUUUUAUUAAGCAGGGAAUUGGCUUUAAACCAUAUUCCCUGAGGGGUGAGGGCUUUCCCUGUGCCUGCCUCAGGUUCAGUUUUGCCCCCCCCUACUUACCUGGUAAUUGCGAUUUACAG
Messenger RNA from Chara braunii, 1607 nucleotides. The record is from the annotation of a GenBank genome assembly. Lineage: Eukaryota; Viridiplantae; Streptophyta; Charophyceae; Charales; Characeae.